Melanotaenia boesemani (Boeseman's rainbowfish) is the source of this 1950-nucleotide messenger RNA. RefSeq names its product ankyrin repeat domain 54 (gene ankrd54). Gene Ontology annotation, molecular function: protein binding. The record is from RefSeq and is a predicted model, not a curated record. NCBI's taxonomy places the organism in Eukaryota, Metazoa, Chordata, Actinopteri, Atheriniformes, Melanotaeniidae. The coding region runs from base 233 to 1198 and encodes 321 amino acids. The transcript has 8 exons.
GAAGGCAAAGGUAUCUGCUGUUUAUAUACUUACAUUUAAAAAAAUGAUUAAAAGACUGGAACGAUAGUCUAUUCGUCGACACUCUGCGUAAUGGCCUUAAGCGAUAAUGACGAUAUAAACGCACAAUACUGAAAGUCGCUGUGCAUUUAGCUGAGGGCUGUAUUUCCUUUUCGUUUUUUGGUAGGAGUCCAUAGUGUUAUGUAAAAACAGCUUCCCUAUGACGCGUUAAAAUAUGGACGGGUGGACCGCUGUCUCGGAAAAUGACCGAUCCAGCUCCGAGGCGGAGUACAUGCUGGAGAAUGGUCUAGAAGGUGAGACCCGGGAAGCGGUGGACGGAGAGAAGCGGUGUCAAGUGGAAAGGAUGGAGGACGUGGGCACCACUGCCGUCGGGUUUGGGAUAAGUGGGAUAGGUGAAGGUAAAGUGGUGUUGGGUCGAGUCGGACAGAGAGAAGACAAAGAACUCCGGUACUUGCACUUGUUAUGGGAGCCCGGACGAGAAGAGCUUGGCUCAGGGAGUGUAGCGAGCAAGCUGGGGAAGAUGACGGGAAGCAGGGCCAGAAGACACCACCGAGCAGUGCGGAGCCUGGAUCCUAUUGGUAAAGAUAUAUAUGCUGUAAAAAGACUGAGGGAAGCAGCCAACAGCAACGACAUCGACACAGUGCGAAAGCUCCUGCAAGAUGACAUAGACCCCUGUGCAGCAGAUGACAAAGGAAGGACAGCUCUUCAUUUCUCUUCCUGCAAUGGCAAUGAUGGCAUUGUGCAGUUGCUGCUGAGCUAUGGUGCUGAUCCCAACCAGCGAGACAGUCUGGGGAAUACUCCUCUUCAUCUGGCUGCCUGUACCAAUCAUGUGCCUGUGAUCACCACACUGUUGAGAGGAGGAGCCCGUGUCGACGCCAUCGACCGAGCGGGCAGGACCCCGCUGCAUUUAGCACGCUCCAAGCUUAAUAUUUUGCAAGAGGGAGAUUCACACAGCUUAGAGACCCUGAGAGGGGAAGUCACACAGAUUAUUCAGAUGCUCAGAGAAUACCUGAAUUUGAUGGGCCAGAGUGAAGCCAGAGAGAGGCUGGAGCACAUUUCAACACAGCUCCAGCACACACGCACUAGAGAGCAGGUGGAUGAAGUAACUGAUUUACUGGCCAGUUUUACAUCACUCAGUCUGCAGAAACAGAAUUUGACUGACAGGGAGAAGAUAAGUUGAACAUAGAGGUGAAGCUCUGCUCUUUAUCAAGCAUGUCAAGCUAUCCCUUCUCUGGUCUCAGACACAAGCAAAAGCUCAACCAUCAUGUUGGGAUUAUCGGUUCCAAAGUAUGUUUUGAGGUAGUGCUGUCUCCCAGUGGUUCCCAACCUAUUUUAUUUGAGGACCCCAUUCAUGCAAAUGCUAAAAAGCCAUGGACCCCUUGCCCCACUCCGUGCUGAAACCAUGCUUGGUUUUAUGCUUUCAAAAAUGAGAUUCUUACCAUAAAUGUAUUCUGGCUGAGCCCUGUGCUUCAAUAAACAAAAGUUUAAUCAACAACAAAUAGUCUUACUUUUUUCUUAACAUAGGUACAAUGUGUGGACAUUAAUCACAAUGGCUUUGGAUGUUCAAAGGGGGCGAGGGGGUUCCUGGACCCCGGGUUGGAAACCACUGCUGUAUUGGACAAUUGGACACCUUGUUUGGUAUUUUGUAACAAAGUUGUCGUUACCUUUGUUAAAAUGAACAGACCUUAAAAUGUUUGCUCUUUGCAGAUUUUAAAAAGAAAAGAGUGUCCACUUAAAAAAAAAAAAAAAAAACUCUUCAAGGCAAAACGCAUCAAGAACCGAGAGCUACUAGAACAGAUGAUAACCCAGAAGUGGAGUGGGACCACGACUCUUUAUUAGGUGUGUUCGAGUCAAAGUGUGUGUCUGUGUGUACACAUUCUUUUUGCUGAUGUUAAAUUGACAAAUUCUGUGAUUAAUAUGACACAAAAUGAU